UCUUACCAAAGCUACCACUUUGAGGCCCAACCCGGAGCCAUGGCUGAACCAGACGAUCUCUUUGUGCCUUGGGGAAUACUUGGCGUGCGGUAACCGGGAGCAACUGUUGCUGGCAAGGCUCACUCGAACUUUCUUCAAUCGCGCGGGUGUAUCCUCUCCUUGCCUUUCAACAAACUCGUGUGGCAUCUUCUUCUCCGUUUAAGGUUACAGAGUCACGCCAAGCGUAACACUUUUGCACGAUGUUUCCUCUCAGACCAAACGUGGAAACGUCUACUUUCUCGAGAGCAUUGAUUCGGGGUUCCACUCGUUCCUAUCAUCAGUGUCAUGCUGGUGCAGACCAACGCCAGCGCCUAACAGCCAUGUGGACUCCUACAGGUGGACGGACCGCAGGGGGGACAGAAAGAGCUCACGAUAAGUUGAUCAGAGCUGGACUCCUUCGCCAGUCGCAUUCAGGCAUCUUUCAUCUUCUUCCUAUGGGCUACCGCAUCCAAAGCAAACUAGAGUCUCUGAUUGACAAAUACAUGCAAAGCCUGGGCGCAUCCCGGGUUGCCUUGUCUUCCAUCACCUCCAAGAAGCUAUGGCAACAGAGCGGUCGCUACGAGAAACUAGGUUCAGAGCUUUUCAACUUCCAGGACCGCAGGGGAGCUGACUACAUGCUUGCUCCUACGCAUGAAGAAGAGGUGACUUCACUGGUGGCUCAGUCUGUCAAGUCAUACAAAGAGCUCCCACUCCGCCUAUAUCAAACGACUCGUAAAUACCGAGACGAACUUAGACCCCGCCAUGGUUUGCUGCGGACUCGAGAGUUCACCAUGAAAGAUCUAUAUACGUUUGACGUGGAUACAUCUGCUGCCAUACAGACAUACGAGCAGGUGCAAGGUGCAUAUGCAUCGUUCUUCGGUUCGCUUGGCCUUCCUGUUGUUAAAGCCAGGGCUGGGUCAGGCGACAUGGGCGGAGAUUUAAGUCACGAGUACCAUUUCACCUCCCCGAUCGGCGAAGAUCUGAUAAUGAAGUGUAACAACUGCGAGUUCGCGGUGAAUUCAGAUAUCGCCGAGCAGCCCGCAAAUGACAGCGCCAUGGAUGCUCAACAUUGCCCCAAAUGCGAGGCUGGGACCCUUGAGGUAAAGGAAGCACUCGAGGUCGGUCACACUUUUCACCUGGGUACUCGCUAUUCAGAACCUCUUGGUGCCCGUAUUGCACUCCCAACGACUUCGCAGGGAGAUUCGCAAAGUGCGGAUACAUCAGCUGCGAGGGCAUCAACCCACAUACAGAUGGGAUGCCAUGGCAUUGGAGUGUCUCGUCUGAUUGGUGCUGUCGCAGAGCACUUCGCUGACCCAGUUGGCCUACAAUGGCCUCGUGCCAUUUCGCCUUACGAGGUUGAAAUAGUCUUUGCCGACGGCCUGGAAGCGCAGGCGGUUCAGAUCUACGACGACGUCGUGCAUGGCUUGAGCCAUACCACCGACGUCCUUCUGGACGAUCGACCUGUCUCGCUCCCAUGGAAACUGAAAGAUGCCGACCUCACCGGCUACCCAAUUGUGGUCGUGCUGGGGCAAGUUUGGAAGAAAACCGGGAACAUAGAGUUGCAGUGUCGCCGGUUGGGCAUAAAAGAGACCGUCCAGCCGUCGGAUAUAUUGCAGAGAAUUUCUGAAUUACUGUGGCAGCUGUAG
Verticillium alfalfae VaMs.102 is the source of this 1664-nucleotide messenger RNA. RefSeq names its product prolyl-tRNA synthetase. The record is from RefSeq and is a predicted model, not a curated record. Bases 240 to 1664 code for a protein of 474 amino acids. The transcript is spliced from 6 exons. NCBI's taxonomy places the organism in Eukaryota, Fungi, Ascomycota, Sordariomycetes, Glomerellales, Plectosphaerellaceae. Gene Ontology annotation, cellular component: mitochondrion; cytoplasm. Gene Ontology annotation, biological process: prolyl-tRNA aminoacylation. Gene Ontology annotation, molecular function: ATP binding; proline-tRNA ligase activity.